Dictyostelium discoideum AX4 is the source of this 237-nucleotide messenger RNA. RefSeq lists its product as hypothetical. NCBI's taxonomy places the organism in Eukaryota, Evosea, Eumycetozoa, Dictyosteliales, Dictyosteliaceae. The record is from RefSeq and is a predicted model, not a curated record. Bases 1 to 237 code for a protein of 78 amino acids. The transcript has 2 exons.
AUGCAAAAAGAAGUAACUAAACCAAUUGAAAUACCCGCAAAUAUAUCACUUAAUAAUUUACAAGAUUUAUUUCCACCACAUUUUGGUAAUGAAGAGGCUGAUGAGGAUGAUGAAGAUGGUGAUAAAUAUGGAGAUGAUGAUGGAGAAUUUUAUGGAGAUAAUGAUGGAGAUAAUGAUGGAGAUAAUGAUGGGGUUAACGAUGGGGUUGGCGAUGGACCACCUUCAACUCUAUUAUAG